This is a messenger RNA of Cadophora gregata, 3510 nucleotides long. RefSeq lists its product as uncharacterized. Gene Ontology annotation, molecular function: protein binding. The record is from RefSeq and is a predicted model, not a curated record. Gene Ontology annotation, cellular component: SCF ubiquitin ligase complex. The transcript has 2 exons. The coding region runs from base 716 to 2827 and encodes 703 amino acids. Gene Ontology annotation, biological process: SCF-dependent proteasomal ubiquitin-dependent protein catabolic process. NCBI's taxonomy places the organism in Eukaryota, Fungi, Ascomycota, Leotiomycetes, Helotiales, Ploettnerulaceae.
GCACCUUCCCUCCCCGGACGGACUAUCUUCCUUUUUAUUUUUAUUCCUGGCCUCUACUUCUACUUCUACCUCUACCUCUACCUCUACCUCUAUCUCCCCUCCAUCUGAACUCUCUCCCACUUGACGUCCAAUACUCACCACGAUCCUGCAUCACACUGUGCUUGUUUCACUCACUCUUCUGCUUCUUUAUCUAAAGGUGGUCUGGUGAUGAUAAGGCGUGACAGACAAGGACCCUGAACCUGACCCUCAUUUCACGAUAACGAUUAGAGACGGCGCCGAUAAGCCCCCAUAAUUGGCUCCUCUGCCCCUCUAUCAACAGCCCAGCCCUCACGACUCAAGACAUUGGAUCAACACCCCAGAAUCAUUCGUUCAACAGCACUCAUCACGUCGUCCUCUUAGACAUCUCCGUCCCCUCUAAAAUCGCUCAACCGACCGACACUCAUCACCGCACUUUCCACAAGGUCCUCACUCCUAACCUUUUCGAACAUCCCCCCUCCGACCUUCUAUCCCCCAGAAAAAUCUUAUUCCAGUAUCUCUUCGUUACCAGUCGACUGCACAUCCCUACCUGAAUCGGGCAAACAAACUCAGCGAACCGCUCGCUCUCCGGGGAAGAGGGAGGCCAGUGGGCAGGGAGAACCCCGCAUAAGCCAGACAUCCUCUGGGACAACAGAAAACAUUCCCACAUUCUUCGCACACGAAAACCUCCGUCGCAAUCAUGUCGAGCCCCUUCCCAGACAUGAUUCUCGAAACUAGAACAUCCCCAGACAUCACAGUCGAACAUGUCGAAACCAUUGCGAUCGAACGGCCAAAACCCAAGGGAAGAGCCAAACUCUUGAAUGGCUUGCAACGAAUAUCUUCCUCGCCUUCCCUGGCACAAUUAGGUCGCAGAAGAGCGACGAGCAAUCCAUAUGGCGGAAGAACGACAUUGUCGUGUGUCAGUUUGGCAAAUGGAAGCUCUCCAAGAAACAACGACGGUUCUUACAUGUCUCAAUCAUCUGCGGCGGGAUUCUCGACCGCCCCGACAUCCGUACCCAAUACUCCUGGAUUCGACGGCCCUUCCUUUGAAGAAAAUUUACUGCCUAUCAGGAGGAUCGAGCAGGGUAAUUUGACACCUGGUACUGCAACGCCUACGAGUGCUCUACCACUUCUCCCUCGUUCUCGAGGAAAUACCCAAUCCACGAUUCCUGAGAUAUAUGAGGAUUAUUUCUCUUUGCCAGUUGCUGCAUCAAAGCGAGUGCGAAGAGCAAAUUUCGACUUUUGGGGAGAAAUGCCACACGAGGUCAAGCUAUCGAUUCUCGCAUUUUUGACACCAAAGGAACUGGUUCGAGCCUCAGCUAUCAGCCAGGCAUUUCACAAGCUCUGCUUCGAUGGGCAACUUUGGACUUGUUUCGACGCUUCAGAGUUCUAUACAGAAAUCCCAGCCGAGUCUCUGGCGAAGAUCAUUGUUUCUGCAGGACCUUUCAUCAAGGAUCUUAAUUUACGCGGCUGUAUUCAGGUUGAGCAUUACAAACGAGCAGAGGUGGUUGUAAAGGCUUGCCGAAACCUCAUAAAUGCUACUUUCGAGGGAUGCAAGAACUUCCAGAGGCCUACCCUGCAUAAUCUUCUCAAGACGAAUGACAGAUUAGCUCAUUUAAAUCUCACUGGACUGAACGCCGUCACCAAUGGCACUUGCAAGAUUAUUGGCCAGUCCUGCCCAAUGUUGGAGAUGUUCAACGUGUCUUGGUGUACUCGUAUGGAUGCUCGAGGUAUCCAGAGUGUUAUUCUUGGAUGUCCGAAGUUGAAAGAUCUACGAGCUGGAGAAGUCAGGGGAUUUUGGAAUACCGACCUUGCUCAGAGUCUCUUUGAAACGAACAACCUUGAGAGAUUGGUCUUGAAUGGUUGUCACGAACUCAAUGAUGAGGCUUUCCGAAUUAUGCUCACAGGUAAAUCUCCGGAUGUCGAUAUCCUCACGGGUAUCGCGGAGGUACCUCCGCGCAAACUUCGACACCUGGAUCUCAGCCGCUGCGGCCGUCUGACAAGUGCGGGUGUGAAAAUGCUCGCUCAUUUGGUGCCUGAUCUCGAAGGACUUCAACUCAACGGAUGCCCAGCAUUUACUGAUGCCGCACUUGAGCCUGUCCUUGCUACAACCCCGAGACUUACCCAUCUCGAUCUCGAGGAACUUUCCGAACUCACCAAUAACCUCCUCUCCGAGACUCUCGCUAAAGCACCUUGCGCACCCAAUCUCGAACACCUCUCGAUCAGCUACUGCGAAAACCUGGGCGAUGCGGGUAUGCUUCCCGUAAUCCGAGCCUGCACCAGCCUCCGCAGCAUCGACAUGGACAACACCAAGAUCAGCGACCUCGUCCUUGUCGAAGCCGCUUCUAUGGUUCGCGCUCGCUCAGCACGCACUACUUCUACUCGUGCCCGUCCCCGUAUCUCCCUCCAAAUGAUCGUCUUUGACUGCUCCAACGUAACCUGGACCGGCAUCCGGGAAGUCCUCUCACGCAACUCCGAAGUCAGAAAGCCAAACGGUAGUGACCAGGGUGCUACCUACCCCACCGAGAUCAUCGGCAUGAAAUGUUUCUACGGCUGGCAGAUGACUGUUGACGAGCAUCAGAAGCGGAUCAUGAGAGGUGAUUUGCCCGCUGCUGGACGUCUGGUCAGAAAAUGGACGGAGUGGAUGAUGGCUAAUGAGGAGGCUGGUGUGGCGGGUACUGGAGCCAGGAGGAGGAGGAGGAGAGCGAGAGAGGCGCAGAUGAUGCAUGCGGAUGAGGAGGAGGGUGGUGCUGGGAUGGGAGGGAUUGGACGAAGGAGGAGGGCGAGGAGUAAUGGAUGCCAGAUUAUGUGAGGUGAUGGCAUCUAAGGAUAUUUCUUUUUUGGCUGUGGUUUUUCGGUCUGGAUUUCUUAUGCCCUCUUCGCGCUGGUUUGUUUUUGGAUGGCUUUCGCAUUGUUUUUGUCCCAGAGCUUGGCCGGCUUCGCUUACCUUCAGCGGCGAGUCUCUGGAUCUGAUUUCAUGUGCUUUUUUGGUGCUCUUUGGUUUGGUGUGGUUUGGUUUGGUUUGGUUUGGUUUGGUUUGGUUUGGUUUGGUUUGGUUUGGUUUGGUUUGGUUUGGUUUGCUUUGCUUUGCUUUGGUUUGCUUUGGAAUGGGAAUUGGACUGGAUUGGAUUUGACUGGAGUAUGGGCAUGGACUUGGGGUACAGGUAGAUCGAUUACGGGACUGGAUCACGUCGUUCUUCUUCGGCAGAUUUAGGAUUGGGAUUUGUUUAGGUUUUGGGUGAUAGAACACUGGACUUUUGAGAAGGGUUGACAAGGUGGGAGACAGACACAUGUUCGGAAGGAGGAGAUCUUUCUAAGUAUGGAGGAUUUGGCGAGGAUGGUGAGGAUGAUGCCGAUGUCCAGAGGUAGAUAGUAGUGAGUGAAUCAGUUAGUCGAUUGAGAGAAUAUAUAUGCUUGCAUGUUUGAAAUACUCGGUAUCUGAUAAAGGAUGAGAAACUGAAAAUGCUGUUCUAGAAUACGAUUCUAGGACCUAAU